GACUAAACAAACAAAAGGAAAACCAGUUGUCUAGACAGUAUAACAUACUAAACAAUUCUGCACUUAAAAUAAUAAUAAUUAUUAUUAAAUCCACUUUAGGUAUAAGUAUAACGUUUAUCUUUAGUAUAGCCCAUACAUAAUACAAUGAAUGAAAUACUAAGCCAUAAAGUUAAGCCAAAUAAAAUACAAAUAUAAUAUUUAAAAAAAUAAAACAACAUACAAUACAAUAAAUCAGCCAUAAACAAUAAACAAAAGCACAUUUAUUGAACAAAUCAGACAAUCUUUUAGGCUUCUCAUCUUUUUGUGACUAUGCUAUACUUUUGGGUAACAAGUUGGGUUGCUGUUUUCAAAACUGUACAUUUAUGAAUACAGAAAAAAAGAUUAAAGUAAGAACAUCUUUGAUUUUUGUACUCCAAAACAUACAAUUAUUUGGUCUUUGGAGCGUGUGCUUUUAUUCCACGUCGCAUAACUGAUGAUCUCAGCCGUUCGUAGACACGUCAAUCAAAAGCAUGCUCCAAUCACAGACGGCGAUAAGUGUUGGGCGGGGCUUCAGCAGAAACCAGAGUCUGCGCACAUGUGCUGCUGCUGCUGCGCCUGAGCCCGGUCUGAGGAGGGUCGCCUUCUCCGCCUUUUUGUCUGCAAGAAAUGGCAUCGGCGGAGGAUGUCGGAGCGAAAAGGCAAAUGUUUUAUGAAAUCGAGUGUGUAAUAGACGACUGCGAUGCUGAUGUUGAAUAUAAACCCCUGUCAGACAGCGACGAGUUCGACGAGGAGGAGGAACCGCGCGAAGAAGAUAUUGAUUCUUCUGAAGAAUGGGAGCCUCUCAUGCAGUCAAAACUAAAGAAAAAUGCAUCCCCGUCAUCAUCAUCUUUACCACGACGAAGAGGACGACCACGUAAAAACGUUUCUAAUCCACCGCCAGCAGCACCAGCACCAGCAGUGAAACCAGUGAUUUUGCCUAGAAUCGCACCAGCUCCCCCUGGCAUGAAGAGUAGGCGAGGCAGACCUCCUAAAGACAAAUCCAAAGUCAAACUCCUUCAAAAACCCACCCUGUAUCCCAUGAUCGUGCCCAAACCUCCUGUGUUUGCAACUUUGAUCCCUAAUACUUCAGCGCAGAACCUUAAACUUGGGCCUAAUUCCACAUCCACCAUUACACUCGGCCCUGAUUUCAGUCCUUUAACUCUUUCCAGUCCCGCAUCCUCCGUUAAUUUGAAUCCCAAUUCUGCACCCAUACUCAUCCCGAAUUCCACAUCUGCUUUUAAUCUCAGCCUGAAUUCUGCUACAUCCGAUUCGAAUUCGCAAUCGCUUGCCACGCUCUUCUGUACAACUACAUCGACGAAGAUUCUGGUAGACGGAGACUCCAGAGAGAGCAAAGCCGAAGAGCAGACGAGUGUGAAUGCAACUGAUGAAGAAAGCCCUGCUCCAAAGGACGAAAACCCAGAAUUCUCAGAAUCUCCCAAUGCAAAGAGGCAACGACUCUCAAUAGCAUUUCUUCCAUUGGCCAAUGCACAGCAGACAGGCGCACCCUUAAAUCACAUUUCACAACCUGCUUCUGAUCAUGCACCUGCUUCUGAAUCUUCCCCCGAGCUCAGUUUUCAACCUUCUCCAACAACCAUGGAUGAUCAGUUGACCUCAAUAUUUGGCUCUGAUCACAAGCCUGAGGCCGACAGUGACCUUGAUGGAGACACUGACAGGACCAGUGAUUCAGAGAAGGAGGACGAGCUGUGGGAAGAUGAGUGAUUUUGAUUUUGGUGAAGAUCGGAACUGGAAAGUCCAGACCAUUUAAAAUCACCUGUAUCAGCUCAGUCACCUAGGGGUGGCAAUCAUCCGUCACCUACUUCAUCACAAGGCAAACUCUUCAUAUCCACCUCCAAAUCACCUCAUGAAGUCACUCCCACACCCACCUUUAAAGCCAGUACCAUUCAACCUAUAUCUAAAGCUACUCCCGCUUCUGAAACUACCCCUAAAAUUACUCUAAAGCCACUACUAUUCAACCUACCUCUCGAGCUACUUCGAUUUUCGAACUCACCCCAAAAUCCACUCCCACUCACCUCACUCCUGACGCCACUCUGUCAUCCAUAAUUCCUCUCCUCAAACAACACUCUUACCCAGUCCAGUUGCUACCUUACAAAAAAGGAGAGGUCGGCCCCAUAAGAGUUCUUUACCAUCAAAUCCUAAACCAAUUCCUUAACCUACCCCUACUACCAUUCCUUUUUCAAAGCUGACUCCCAAUCCCACUUUCUUCAGCAAAUUAGAACUCUGUUCAGAACCAGCACCCAGCUCUAGAGACAUCCCUCAGCCCACUUCUAACUCUGAAGCUACACCAACUCAACCCACCCCUGAAUGCACACGCUCUACCAUCCAAAAUUUCACUUCUAAAGCCACACUCAUACUUAGUCCAGUACCCACCUUACAAAGACGGAGACAUCGGCCCCAUAAGAGUUAUUUACCAUCCAAUCCUAAAUCAAUCACUUAGCCCACUCCCACCACCAUUUCUUGUUCAAAGCUGACUGCUGAUAUUAGCCCCAUAGCCAUCUCAAUUUUUUACUUUGAUCCCACUGUAAAGUCAUAUUUGAAGCUGCUCCUAAUCCCAGUUUCUUCACCAAAUUAGAACCUGGGUCAGAACCAACAUCCAGCCCUGGAGCCAUCCCUCAGCCCACUUCUAAUUCUGAAGCUACUUUCAUUCAGCCCACCUCUGAAUCCACUCUCAUAUCUACCACUGAAACCACACCCAAUCAACCCACCCAUGAAGCCUCUCCCUCUAUUGUCCAUUACUCCACUCCACAAACCAAAAUCAUACCCAGUCCAGAUUUCACCCUACCAAGACAGAGAGGUCGACCCUGUUGGAGUUCUUUACCAUUCAAACCUAACCAGUCCCUAAACUCACUCCUAUCGCAAUUCCUUGUUCAAAGAUAACUGCUGAUUUUAGCCCCAUAGUCAUCUCCAAUUUCCCUUCCGAUCUCACCCUAAAUCGUAUUUAAUGCCUGCUCCCAAUCCUACAUUGUUAACCAAAUUAGAACCUGAGUCAGAACCAACAUCCAGGUCUGGAGUCACUCCUCAGCCCACUUCUGCAGAAGAGAAAUCAAAGCCCAUCACAACUUAUUCUUUAAGGCAUACCAGAACCAAGGAAUCUUUUCACCUUGGUCAGAAGUUGGGGGCAAACCAGAUAAAUGGCUUGACUUGAGUACUAAAGAUGGGAAACCAGUACUUCACAGGAUCUCUCCCAAAUGAACUCCAGGUCCAUAGUUUUUGAAUGACCUAAUUUAUACUGCCUUAAAGUUUUCCACCACCUCUGCCAUCAAGACAUUUAUCCGCAACACCAAUAGCAAUGCUGAAAGGAGGACAAAAGUAAGAAUGUUUCGCUGAGUACCUCUAACCAUUGCUAAAUUCAACUCCUAUGUGGCGCUGGUUGUCUACAUGGGUCUAGUGAAAACUAAGUCCAUCGUGGACUACUGGACAAAAAAGCCAAUGUACAGUUUCUCCUACCCUCAAUCCAUCAUGUCCCAGGCAUGGUUUCAGGCGAUCUCCUGAAAUCUGAACCUCUGUGAUCUUGACGAAGAUAAGGAGAAUGGCUAGACGAAAUGCACACCAAUUGUUUAAAAUCAAGCUUCUUUAUGGUGACCUUCUUUCAGCGUGUAAGAAACACUUUCACCCCAACAGAGAGAUCACAGUGGAUGAGAGAAUGGUUGCAACCAUGGCUAGGAUUGGACUCGAGCGAUAGAACUAUUGACCAACUACAUUGGGAUGCAGACUUUGUUCUUAAUAAUUCAUCCUGUAGGUACCCAUGGAAUUUCUUUGUGCAUGAUGGAAAGAGUUCAGCUUCUUCAGGUAAAGGUGUAGGGUACACUUCUGUAAUAAGACUACUUGAUGGCAAUGUCCUUGGCGAAGGUUAUACGCUGACAACAUCUAUACCAGUCCGACUCUUUUCUCAGAAAUGUUGAAGAACAGCAUCUUUGCUUGGGGAACUUUGAGUCAUAACUCCAAUUUAUCGAAGGUCAAUGACUUAGGUGAAAGAUCAGAAAGAGGAUCCAUUCGGUGGUCUCGAAAAGGUCCACUUCUGUUUGUAAAGUGAAGGGAUGCGAGAGAAGUGCUUAUGUGUUCCACAAUUCACAAAGCAUUCCCGUAUAAUAGUGUCAGCAGACAUACCUAAGAUGAAGAUGGUGUGUGGAAAACAUGCGCAAAUACAGCAAAUAUAUAUGGAUGCGGUUGAUCUCUCGAAUUCCUUUAUAGAGUUUUAUAAUGUUUUUAAGACCACAAAAUGGUACAAGAUGAUCCUCUACCAUUUUCUUGACAUUGCAGUGGUUUAGUUUCAUACUUAACCAACAAUUGGUGAAAGCCCAAAAAAAGAUGCCCAUCUUUCACAAAAAGUUCAGGGAAACACUUCGAGUUCGUAAGUGCUGGAAGAGACAGAAACCCUGUGUUCAAAGAUCCCUUGACAUCUGCUUCCAAAGAGUCUAUUGACAAUUCGGCACACAUGCCUUUCUUCCCGAAUGCAUAUUCGCCCUCCAACACAGAGUCUCCUCCUCCUGACUUGUCCAUUCGAACAAAAGAAUGCUCUCCAGAGUAUUAUGGAGCAGAUGCAACGAAUGGGAGAAAAUUUGUGUCGUGCAAAUUGGAAACAAAAACAAAACUCCCUUAUUCUGCUCCUACUGCAAGAUAGCGCUGUUUCGUGUCAUUGUAUAAUUGCUUCAAGAAAUGGCACCAAGGCGCAACCCCAUGAGAUGUGUGAAUAUUUUUUAUAUUUCGUAUUUUAUGACCUUUUUACUUUGUAUGCGUUUGUUACUUGUAUGGUUAUGACCACAUUAAAUAUCUUUAAACAGUC
Messenger RNA from Danio rerio (zebrafish), 4819 nucleotides. NCBI's taxonomy places the organism in Eukaryota, Metazoa, Chordata, Actinopteri, Cypriniformes, Danionidae. The record is from RefSeq and is a predicted model, not a curated record.